UUCUAUUACAAAUAAUUACUUGUUUGUUGCUAAAAAUGGAAGCAGCAUAUACAUCUGCAUCUGUUGUUAACAUCAUUGUUGCAGAAGAGGAAGAAGAAGAAGAAUAUAAGGUAGCAUGCUCAGCCGUGGAUCAGAUGCCUCCGGGCUUCAGAUUCCAUCCCACCGACGCGGAGAUUGUAACUCACUAUCUUCUCAACAAGGUUAUUCACAGACGAUUCAGAGCUGUAGCUAUCAACGAGAUUGAUCUCAACAAGUGUGAACCUUGGGAUUUACCUAAUAAGGCGGCAAAGACGGGAGAAAAUGAGUGGUUCUUCUUUUUCGAGAAGGAAACGAAGUAUCCAUCAGGUACGAGAACGAAUAGAGCAACAGCGUCGGGAUACUGGAAGGCGACCGGGAAAGACAGAGAGAUACGCAAUGCAAAGAAAAAGCUUGUUGGGAUGAAAAAAACACUUGUAUUCUACAAAGGUAGGGCUCCUAAAGGCCACAAAACCAAUUGGGUCAUUCAUGAAUACAGACUCCAUGGAGACUUCUCCGCCUACAAUAUCUCCCAUCAUGCCAAGGAAAAAUGGGUUGUUUGCAGGGUUUUCCACAAGAAAGAUGAAGCAAACACUCCACUCGACUCGUUUGUUGAUCGUUAUCUCAUUGACAGCUCUACACGGUUGCCACAAUUGACAGACGACUAUUCCUAUCGAAAACCUAGUUCAAGCUCUGCGAGUGAUGAAAUCAUAUCGAGCAAGAAUAAGAGCAACUUGUUGGUUCCUCAUCCAAAUAUAGAUACCUACGGCUACAACCAAUAUUAUAACAUCUGUUCAGCGCCAUCUCUUGAUUUCCAGCAUCAGUCGUUGUGGUGUCUCGCCAACUUUCCUGUGAAAAUAGGUGACCAUGAGUAUGAUGAUAAGCCUAAUUCAGCAACUCAUGUUUAUAUAGGUGGGAAGGAGCCUGAGAGAAUGUGUAAAAUGGAGCCGGAUUCAUUCAAUAACUCUGCUAUCAGCCAUUCACGAGACACUGGGCUCACCAUUCUGGAGAAAGAGAGUGAGAGCAACAUGGACUAUGAGGGUCUGUGUUUCAGCCCCGAUAUGGAUUCUUUGUGGAGUUACUCAUGAAUAUUUAUCGUUGAUUUACAUAUAUAUUAGAUUACUAUAGUAUUUAUUUGGUGGUUUCUGUAUAUGGGAGUUAUUGAUUGUAUUCGUUUGCCCUAUGUCUUAUGAUUUAGUUUUGUUGUUUGAUGAUGCAUGAGAUUGUUUCAUGCUUGUACUAAACACUUGUAACUUCACUCCUUUAAUAUCUACUCAUUUAGUUUAGGUAUUUGUUUGCUCAUUUAGUAGUAUAAUUUCUAGAAUUGUAAGU
Salvia hispanica is the source of this 1347-nucleotide messenger RNA. Its product is annotated as NAC domain-containing protein 79-like. Gene Ontology annotation, biological process: regulation of DNA-templated transcription. Gene Ontology annotation, molecular function: DNA binding. Lineage: Eukaryota; Viridiplantae; Streptophyta; Magnoliopsida; Lamiales; Lamiaceae. The record is from RefSeq and is a predicted model, not a curated record.